AUGGAAAAGGGUGAGACAAUUUCCAACAAAAAACGUUUUUCAAACGCCACCAAGAAGACACAUCGCAUUUCUUAUGAAAAUGAGGACGCCGCACGUUCGGCGCUGAUCGAGUUCUGUAUCUAUGUCUGUUUUCUUGUGAUGACGCUAUUGGUGGCCUCUUCUUCACGCAACAUGUCUAUGUACUUCUUCAACAAAGGUAUCGAAAAUAUAUUCUUAUCGCGUGAAGUCAACACAUCCUCACACGAAGCAUCCGUGAGGUUCGCUGAAUUAGCCACUACAGCUGACAUGUGGGCAUUUCUAGAAACUAAAUUCAUCAUGGAUCUCCAUGGUGUAGAUGAUAGAGAAGGUGCAGUUGAAGAUGACAACGAAGGAAGUGAAAAUAGCAGCGGUGAGGGUAACACAGCUGGUAGUUCUGCGGAACGCAGACGCCGGUCUGCUGAGGACAAGCUUGUAUUUCUAGAACAAAAUCUAGUGUUGGGACCACCACGCCUACGGCAGUUACGUGUGAAAGAGAAUAGUUGUAAUGUACAUAAUGUCUUCGGCAGGUAUUUCUCCAAGUGCUACGCAGACUAUUCGAGUAGUGAUGAAGAUACCACCGCCAUAUAUAAGGG
Messenger RNA from Bactrocera neohumeralis, 611 nucleotides. RefSeq names its product polycystic kidney disease 2-like 2 protein. The record is from RefSeq and is a predicted model, not a curated record. The annotation marks the transcript as partial. Lineage: Eukaryota; Metazoa; Arthropoda; Insecta; Diptera; Tephritidae. The transcript is spliced from 2 exons. Gene Ontology annotation, molecular function: calcium channel activity. Gene Ontology annotation, cellular component: membrane. Gene Ontology annotation, biological process: detection of mechanical stimulus.